Molecule: messenger RNA, 669 nt
Organism: Olea europaea var. sylvestris
Lineage: Eukaryota; Viridiplantae; Streptophyta; Magnoliopsida; Lamiales; Oleaceae
Product: translation initiation factor IF-2-like
Exons: 2
Coding region: 164-547 (127 amino acids)
Source: RefSeq, a predicted model, not a curated record
UGGUGGUUCCUAGGACAAGGUAAAUUUACAGCUUGACAAUUCUUGUUAUAAUCCGACAAACUCUAUAUAAAUUCUUGUUUUGUCUCGUUUCCAUUAAAAGUUUCCCAUCUUCAUCCAUCCAACUCUUUCCUCGCUCAAUCGUUCCCUUCAGUCUCGAGAUAUCAUGGGAGCCUGUGCGAGCAGACCUAAGAACUUGGAUUUGGAUAACCAGCCGGAACCUGCACCGGCACCAGCUCCAGCUGCGGCCCCUGCAGAAGCCCCGGCCGUGCCAGAGACCAUUCCCCAAGACAACGAAGGAGAAGUUGAGACUAAGAAGGAAGAACCUUUGAUAGAUAUUUCCGAACCAGCAAUUCAAGAAGUUCCGAAGGUCGAGGAAGAAGAAACAAAAACUGAACCAAAAGUAGCUGUUGAAGAAGUUGUCCCGGUCGAGGCACCUAAGGCUACAGAAGCCACAGAUAAGGGUGUUGAGCCAACCAAGGAAGAGAAGAAAGAGGUGGUAGAAACUGUUGAGAAGCCCACAGCUGAUGCUGCUGCCUUAAAAUCUUAAUUAGGUUGAAUUCUACACAAGAAAGGUUUAAGGUUUAUGUUGUAUUAUAUUAUUGUUCCAGAUGAUUUCAUUGUGAUAAAGUUUGGUGUGAAAGGAUUAAUAGAUAUAGAAAUCAUUUUUUU